Trypanosoma conorhini is the source of this 855-nucleotide messenger RNA. RefSeq names its product putative MRP protein. The coding region runs from base 1 to 855 and encodes 284 amino acids. The record is from RefSeq and is a predicted model, not a curated record. The transcript has a single exon. Gene Ontology annotation, biological process: mitochondrial respiratory chain complex I assembly; iron-sulfur cluster assembly. Gene Ontology annotation, cellular component: mitochondrion. Lineage: Eukaryota; Euglenozoa; Kinetoplastea; Trypanosomatida; Trypanosomatidae. Gene Ontology annotation, molecular function: ATP binding; ATP-dependent FeS chaperone activity; 4 iron, 4 sulfur cluster binding.
AUGAAGUUUUCCCGUGUGGCGAUACCUGGCGUCAGGCACGCGAUAACGCUCUGCAGCGCCAAGGGAGGCGUGGGCAAAUCCACCUGCUCCGUCAACGUGGCGCUGGCGCUAAAAAACAUGGGCCACAGCGUCGGCAUCGUGGACGCCGACAUCACCGGCCCCUCCAUCCCCACAAUGAUGGGCGUUGAUGCCUCGCAGGUGGAGACGUACCGCGUGGCCGGCAGUGACCGCUUCGCGCCCCCCACGAACUUCGGCGUGAAGGUCAUGAGCAUGGGGCUCGUUGUGCCAUACGACGAGGCCAUCGCGGUGCGGGGUCCGAUGGUCAACAAGUACAUUCGCGCGCUGCUCUUCCAAACCGACUGGGACGAGUUGGACUACCUCGUCAUCGACAUGCCGCCGGGGACCAACGACGUGCACUUGACCCUCACGCAGGAGGUUGUGCUGACGGGCGCGGUUAUCCUCUCCACGCCGCAGCGCGUGGCGCUGGUAGACGUACGACGCGGCAUUGAUAUGUUCGCCGCCGUCAACACGCCCAUUUUAGGCAUUGUAGAAAACAUGAGUUACUUCACAUGCGACCAGUGCGGCAAGAAACACCACUUGUUUGGAGCAGGCGGGGUGCGGGCCACCGCGGAGGAGCUUGGGGUGCCCUUCCUCGGGGAAAUCCCCUUUGUGCAGCGCAUCAUGCACGACACAGACACCGGCUACCCACCCGCGCUGCGCGGCGACGACACGAUGGAGGCGGCACAGCCUUUUUACAUCCUAGCAGCCCGCAUAAACGAGGCUGUGGAGGCACUGCAAAAAAAAGGAACCGUCAGCGGCAACAGCGCUGGGCCCUCCAUUCACUUUGACAGUUAG